Messenger RNA from Dictyostelium purpureum, 852 nucleotides. RefSeq lists its product as uncharacterized. Lineage: Eukaryota; Evosea; Eumycetozoa; Dictyosteliales; Dictyosteliaceae. The coding region runs from base 1 to 852 and encodes 283 amino acids. The record is from RefSeq and is a predicted model, not a curated record. The transcript has 2 exons.
AUGUAUCUCAGCAAAUAUUUAAUUUUAACAUUACUUUCAGUUGUUUGUCUUAGUAGAGGUGUUUUUGGUAAUGCUGGUUUUAUGAAACCAAUCCCAAGAGUUGGAUGUAAAGAGCUUGACCAAAGAGGUUGUAAAAUCAGAACACCAUGUCACAAUUUAAAUCCAGUCUCUGGUGAUGUAAAUCCAAUCAAUAUUGAUUCCAUUUAUGAAUAUGCAAUUUAUCAAUUAGAUGCCAAAGCCAACGAAACUUCAGUUAAUACUUAUACAAUUCAAUUCUUUAAAGAUCAAGAAAAUACAGGUUUCCAAUUAUUAACAUUCAAUCAAAAUGAUAUGAACAGUAACAAUUCAUUCUAUGCAGUAAAAAUGGACCCAAUUAAAUUAAAUGCUAAACUUAUGGACAAUCUCGAAUUUGAUAGAGAUGGUUAUGUUUUUGGUACUUUAGAAUUAACUUUUGAUGCUAGAUCAGGUGGUGGUGAUGUAUACUAUUCAUGUGCCAAUGUUCGUUUCCAAAAUAAAACUGCUGCUGCUAAAAGUAAAGGUCAAAAAAUCAAAGUUGAAUCAACUUUAACUCUUACUGACGGUAAAGGUAACCAACGUGGUGAUAUUGAAUCUGAUGGUAAAGCAACUGAACUCAUCGUCCCAGAUUUAAUCAGUCACGAAGCUAAAGUAGACUCUGAAGAUAUCAAAGCUCAAGAUGACGAAGAUAUUGCUGCUGAAGAUGGUGAAAAUAACGAAAACAACAAUGAAGAUGAAGAAGGUAGCAAAGGUAAAAGCUCAUCAUCCUCACUCGCUAUCCCAACCAUUAUUGCCUCAUCAUUUAUCACUCUUGCUUCAUUAUUAAUUAAGUUUUAA